UACGAGGAUGUCGCCCGGGGAAGAUCGUGCAGAUGACUGAAGCAGAGGUUCGGGGCUUGUGCAUCAAGUCUCGGGAGAUCUUUCUCAGCCAGCCUAUCCUUUUGGAAUUGGAAGCACCACUGAAAAUCUGUGGAGAUAUUCAUGGACAGUAUACAGAUUUACUGAGAUUAUUUGAAUAUGGAGGUUUCCCACCAGAAGCCAACUAUCUCUUCUUAGGAGAUUAUGUGGACAGAGGAAAGCAGUCUUUGGAAACCAUUUGCUUGCUAUUGGCUUACAAAAUCAAAUAUCCAGAGAACUUCUUUCUCUUAAGAGGGAACCAUGAGUGUGCUAGCAUCAAUCGCAUUUAUGGAUUCUAUGAUGAAUGCAAACGAAGGUUUAAUAUUAAAUUGUGGAAGACCUUCACUGAUUGUUUUAACUGUCUGCCGAUAGCUGCCAUUGUAGAUGAGAAGAUCUUCUGCUGUCACGGAGGAUUGUCACCCGACCUGCAGUCGAUGGAGCAGAUUCGUAGAAUCAUGCGGCCCACUGACGUCCCUGACACAGGUUUGCUCUGUGAUUUGCUGUGGUCUGACCCAGAUAAGGAUGUGCAAGGCUGGGGGGAGAACGACCGUGGCGUUUCCUUCACUUUUGGAGCUGAUGUCGUCAGUAAAUUUCUGAACCGCCAUGACUUAGACUUGAUCUGUCGAGCUCACCAGGUGGUGGAAGAUGGUUAUGAAUUUUUUGCUAAAAGACAGUUGGUGACCCUAUUUUCAGCCCCAAAUUACUGUGGCGAGUUUGAUAAUGCUGGAGGAAUGAUGAGUGUGGAUGAAACUUUGAUGUGUUCAUUUCAGAUAUUGAAACCGUCUGAAAAGAAAGCUAAGUACCAGUAUGGUGGACUGAAUUCCGGACGUCCUGUCACUCCACCUCGAACAGCUAAUCCACCGAAGAAAAGGUGAAGACAGGAAUUCGAUAAAGAAACCAUCAGAUUUGUUAAGGACAUACUUCAUAACAUAUAAGUGUGCACUGUAAAAUCAUCCAGCCAUUUGCCACCCUUUAUGAUGUCACACCUUUGACUUAAGGAGACGGGUAAAGGAUCUUAACUUUUUUCUAGUGGAAAGAUGUGCUCCACUGUGUGUAACAAGUGUACUCCGCUACAAUAGUCAACAGGGUUACAUCCAAAUUCCAAAUUGCCCCUGCGAGCUACAUCUUCACAAUCAGUUUUUAAAAUUGAGAAGCAUCCCAGUUAAACUAGAUGUGAUAGUCACCAGAUGAAAGCAUGAAGACCCAUCUGUGUAAUGUGGUUUUAGUGUUGCUUGUUGUUUAGUUAUUUGGGGCUUGUUUUGUUUGUUUGUUUGUUUUGCUAGAGUAAUGGCAAAUAUUUUAAUUUUUUUUUCCCUUGAACGUUUUUAAAAAGUGAAGCAUGGGAAGAGCUUUAAAGACAUUCACCAAACUCUGACUUUCCCUUGCUUACCCACUUAUGGUCCUGUGUGAUCUUACUACGGAAACUCUUACUCCUUGUUACAAUAAAUGGAAGCUUGGAGAUUGAUUUUUAAAGCACGCAAGCUGUCCAAUCCAAUGACUUUAACCAUCCAGUUUGACUGGGCAAACCUGAUAGUGACUAUUUUGCUUGAUACAGAAAUGGACACUGAUUUGGACUUGUGCACUCUGGUUUCUAACUUAUUGACGCUCUAUCGUGCAGUGCGUUUCACUUAACUUUAAGAUAAGGCUCAUAUAGUGUCAUCCAACUAGUUGGUGAUGUGAUUCUGUGGUACCUUGGCUUUAGGUUUUAAUUCGCACGAAACACCUUUUGGCAUGCUUAACUUUCCAGUAACACCCUCACCUGCAUUGGUUUUGUUUUUUGGGGUUUUUGUUGUUGUUUUGUUUUUAGAUCCACAGUACCUUGGAAUCCUUUUUUGACAAGCCUUGGAAAGCUGACACUAUCUCUUUUUUUCCUCCCUUUAUGCAAAGGAUGUAUUUAAAUGAAUGCUGGUCAGUGGGACAUUUUGUCAUCUAUGGGUAUUGGGUGCUUAACUGUCUAAUAUUGCCAUGUGAAUGUUGUAUACGAUUGUAAGGCUUAUGUCACUAAAGAUUUUUAUUCUGAUUUUUCAUAAUCAAAGGUCAUAUACUGUAUAGAGAUGCUUUGUAGUGAACUAUAGUAGCAAUAAUUUCUGUACACGAUCUAGAGUUUAUUGCAGCCUUUUUGUUCCUGUUCUCUCUCUUUUUUAAGGGUAGUACUAACAAUGGCAAGGAGUAGAAAAGUCAACAGAAGGGUUUUAGGAGGACUUGCAGGCACGGCUUUGUGAUUCUUUGGAUGUGACACUGUUGGAUGUGAUUCUAAAGCUUUGACUGAGCAUUGUCGCAUUUGUGAGCUUCCUAGGGAUGGAUGUCGUGUGUACAGUGCCCCUCUGUGUGUGCUGCCAUGGGUGUGAGACUCCCGACCCUCAUGUUGUGUCUGAAAGUGUUCACCUGAGAAUUCUGUUAACUUACAUCUUAUGAAUUGGCGCGUUGUAUUACUGCAAGAGGUAUUUGAUUUUUCAGCACAGUGCAAAAGUUCUUUAAAAUGCAUUUGUCUUUUUUUCUAAUUCCAUUUUGUUUUAAAGCACAUUUUAAAUGUAGUUUUCUCAUUUAGUAAAAGUUGUCUAAUUGAUAUGAA
Carlito syrichta (Philippine tarsier) is the source of this 2629-nucleotide messenger RNA. It is a transcript of the gene PPP1CB, whose product is annotated as protein phosphatase 1 catalytic subunit beta. The coding region runs from base 33 to 932 and encodes 299 amino acids. Gene Ontology annotation, biological process: regulation of circadian rhythm; circadian regulation of gene expression. NCBI's taxonomy places the organism in Eukaryota, Metazoa, Chordata, Mammalia, Primates, Tarsiidae. The record is from RefSeq and is a predicted model, not a curated record. The transcript is spliced from 7 exons. Gene Ontology annotation, cellular component: nucleus; cytoplasm. Gene Ontology annotation, molecular function: protein serine/threonine phosphatase activity.